AUGCCCAACCCGCAACGAGCAAGCUUCAACGGCUGGGGUCAGAUCAUCGGCGGCCUGAUAGCCUAUGGAAUCGCAGCCGGUAGCAAUAAGCACGGAUCGCUUAUUGCGCCCUGGAAAAUUGUCUUUCAAUUCACCGGGCUCUUCACCAUUGCGCUCGGGCUAUUGUUCUUAUGGAUGGUUCCCGACAAUCAGCUCAACGCGCGCUGGCUGAAAAAAGAAGACCGAGUGCUAGCAAGUGCGAGAGUGCGCAUCAACCAGCAGGGAAUUGGAAACAAACACUUCAAGUGA
This is a messenger RNA of Penicillium alfredii, 288 nucleotides long. RefSeq lists its product as uncharacterized. Gene Ontology annotation, biological process: allantoate transport; tripeptide transport; dipeptide transport. The transcript has 2 exons. Lineage: Eukaryota; Fungi; Ascomycota; Eurotiomycetes; Eurotiales; Aspergillaceae. Gene Ontology annotation, cellular component: plasma membrane. Gene Ontology annotation, molecular function: dipeptide transmembrane transporter activity; allantoate transmembrane transporter activity. The record is from RefSeq and is a predicted model, not a curated record. Bases 1 to 288 code for a protein of 95 amino acids.